AAUAGGAACAAAAGUUGGCAACUAUUGUACUUUCAGACUAUUUUGACUUGUUUUGUUCAAUUCUGAAUGAAUGUAUUUCUCAAUUUCAAUUAAUUGAAAUUAAUUGUUACGAAUAUUGAAAUUUAAAAGCGGUAAACCAUGGCUGAAAAAAUGGACGUUGACUUGUCUUUGGAUGAUAUUAUUAAAAAGCAUAGAGGAAAAUUUAAUUCAUUCCGCAAUAAACGCGGUCGAGCUCUUCAGGGACGUCGAGGUAAUACAAGAGGCCUUGGACGAACUCGUGGAAAUUUACGUCAAGGCAUGGAUAUCAGAAAAUCUACCAAUUUUAGGGGUACCUUUAAGGCACGAUCAAAAACUUUUUUAACCACUAACAGAAUCAGGCGAGGAUUGAAUAAUGCUGCUGGUUCUGGUCCAGCAAAACUUUUAAUUUCAAACCUGGACUAUGGAGUAUCUGAUUCUGAUAUAAAGGAAUUAUUUGGCGAUUUUGGCAACCUGCGAAAAGCAGUUGUUCAUUAUGACCAGUCUGGUCGUUCUCUUGGUACAGCAGAUGUUGUUUUUGAACGUCGAAGUGAAGCAAUACAGGCCAUGAGACAAUAUAAUGGAGUGCCCCUAGAUGGGCGAGCUAUGAAAAUUCAGAUAACAAGUUCUGCUCCUCCAACAAGCACAAUGGUAAACAACUCAUUUUCUAACAAAUUUGGAAAAAGAGGAGGAAAUACUGGAAACAGAUUUCCUGGACGGUAAGUAUUAAUAAAUCUGUUU
Parasteatoda tepidariorum (common house spider) is the source of this 756-nucleotide messenger RNA. Its product is annotated as THO complex subunit 4. Gene Ontology annotation, biological process: mRNA export from nucleus. Gene Ontology annotation, molecular function: mRNA binding. Gene Ontology annotation, cellular component: nucleus. Lineage: Eukaryota; Metazoa; Arthropoda; Arachnida; Araneae; Theridiidae. The record is from RefSeq and is a predicted model, not a curated record.